CGAGGGCACUUUCUCUAGGCGGUUCUAGGACCCCUCUUUCUCAGAUCUCCCUGACUCCUGCUGCGAGCAGUGGCACAACUGAUGCCGACCAAUCACAGUCUUUCGAGGAGGACCAGUCCCAAUCUUUUGCCUCCGAACCUUCACAAGAACCUCCCACUGAGUUCACGAUCCCCCUCAACCGAUCCUUGCGACCACCGGCGCACGAAGACGAGACUUGGAUGGCCCUGCGCAGGAUGACGCACUCUGGCGAUGCGCCUUAUGAAGAGUCCCCGGCUUCCGACGAUGAAUACGUCCCUGUCCGUCCUCAAGAUGGAGACUGGGCCCUUGCGGGACCUUCGCAAGUCCAGUUCCAAGAUGACACGUUUUCGAGCACUGAUGCCAGUCUCGAGGAUGUGGAUAGCGGGGAUCGCACUGUGAAUUUGAGCAGAGUACUGGGUCGCCCCAGCCUUGCUGGCUCGGAGC
Molecule: messenger RNA, 462 nt
Organism: Mycena citricolor
Lineage: Eukaryota; Fungi; Basidiomycota; Agaricomycetes; Agaricales; Mycenaceae
Source: the annotation of a GenBank genome assembly